Papaver somniferum (opium poppy) is the source of this 744-nucleotide messenger RNA. RefSeq names its product E3 ubiquitin-protein ligase SDIR1-like. The transcript is spliced from 6 exons. The coding region runs from base 1 to 744 and encodes 247 amino acids. NCBI's taxonomy places the organism in Eukaryota, Viridiplantae, Streptophyta, Magnoliopsida, Ranunculales, Papaveraceae. The record is from RefSeq and is a predicted model, not a curated record.
AUGAGUUAUGCAUUUCGAGGAGCUAGACCUGAUAUUGAAAGUGGGUGUGCUAGAGUUAUUCCUCAUCAACGUCCUUCAUUGAGAAUACGGGCAUCACCGCCGAAUAAUACCAACUCCUUUGCUUUUCUUUUCACUGUUUUCAUGCUGUUCAUGAUACUAAACUCUAAUCAGAUAUCACCAAGAUUUAUGGUUCGGUUAGUUUUCGGUGUUUUUCUGGUGGCCGAAAUCUUUCGAAUGUAUGAAAUAUGCAGACAAAUUCAAGCUCAGUCCCAGGUUCAUGCUGGGGGUUCCAGUGAUGCACUGCAAGGUCAAACAGAGUGGCGGUUGCACAUGCCGUCAUCGUUGGCAAUUGCAGCAAGAGGUGGAUUGCAAGGUUUAAGACUCCAGCUUGCACUAGGUUAUAAUUUUGAUGAACUAGAAUUUGAAACUCUGGGUGCAAUUGAUUCGUAUAAUGUUUCCCCUGCUCCCUCAAUGAUUGAGGAAGAGAUUAAUGCCCUUCAUGUUCAUAAGUACAGGGUUACGGGUGAGAAAGGCAAGUAUUGUGUUUGUUCUCGCAACUUUGAAGAUGCAUUACAGGAGCAAAGCUCCUCUGCACCCGCAGCUGAGGUUUCUGUUUUGACUCUCUUCAUUCACAUAAUGCACUACUACACUUACCAGUUUGUAGUUGUCUAUGAAAAACUGGUUGCACUGAAAUUUCCUACAUAUUGUACAAUUUUACCAGAUCAUUUCCCCUGUUACAAAUAA